Messenger RNA from Paraphaeosphaeria sporulosa, 610 nucleotides. RefSeq lists its product as uncharacterized. The record is from RefSeq and is a predicted model, not a curated record. Gene Ontology annotation, molecular function: flavin adenine dinucleotide binding; oxidoreductase activity. The transcript has a single exon. Lineage: Eukaryota; Fungi; Ascomycota; Dothideomycetes; Pleosporales; Didymosphaeriaceae. The coding region runs from base 91 to 474 and encodes 127 amino acids.
CAUACGUACGGUGUAUUCGGCAACCCGAAUCUCCAGGGCACACGAUAGCCUCUCCAAAAAGUGCCUUCGUACUACCCUUCUACAGUACCGAUGAAUCCAGCUUGGCGGAACACCCUCACACAGUUAGUUGUGGUCGAAGCGUGGCAGGAUGGUAUUGCACCGCCUUUGAUCGACUCUGUAUACCACGACGUUAGUGUCGAGGUGCAGAAGCUGCGUGAUCUGUCGCCCGAGACGGGCGCUUGCGUGAACGAACCCGACAGCUACGAGCCAGAAUGGCAACACGCGUUCUUUGGCGGGCAUUACGAGAGGCUGAAGGAAGUGAAGGCCAAGUACGAUUCAGGAAACGUGUUGUGGUGCAGACGAUGCGUGGGCAGUGAGGCCUUGGUGGAGGAAACAGAUGAGAGAUUGUGCGCUGCAGGCCGGGCUGGAGUAGACGAUGACGUUGUCCGGGCCCGGCGCGACGAACUGCGCUGAAGUGUAGCACAUCAUUGAAAUGUCUUCGAUUGGUACCGUCUGGAGAUGUCUUGGUGACUUGUUUUGCUCGGUGAGGGUGCAUGAAGUCGGAGCCCCGAAGACGUGCGCGUCGGCGUUCUGUGCCCCGCCGAAUCCG